AUGCCUUCUUCGGAAAGAGUAGAAAGCGAGGAGCCGAAGAGCAUGCCAGAUAAUGCUGACGUCGAUGGUGAGGACAUCGUCACUCCUUGGACAGUCGCCUCCUCCUCCGCCACCGGAGUCGAUUACGAUAAACUCAUAGAUCGUUUUGGCUGUAAGAAGAUCAGCCAGGAGCUGAUCGACAGAAUAGAAAAGGUGACCAAUCGACCCUGUCAUCACCUGUUAAAGCGGGGAAUGUUUUUUGCUCAUAGGGAAUUGGAUGAAAUACUGAAGCUACAUGAGACUGGCAAGCCGUUUUACUUGUAUACUGGACGUGGACCGAGUUCUUCGGCGAUGCAUCUCGGACACCUGAUUCCUUUUGUUUUCACCAAAUAUUUGCAGGAUGCAUUCAAUGUGCCCCUUGUUAUUCAGCUAACCGAUGACGAAAAAUUCCUUUGGAAAAAUCUCGACCUCCAGGAAACUCAUAGGUUAACGUACGAAAAUGCCAAAGAUAUUAUUGCUGUUGGGUUCGAUAUCGAAAAGACCUUCAUAUUUUCUGACUUCCAGUUCAUUGGUCAGUGUCCGGAAUUUUACCAGAAUAUGGUUCAGAUACAGCGGAAUGUAACGUUCAACCAGGUGCGCGGCAUCUUCGGCUUCACUGACUCGGACUGCAUUGGCAAAAUCGCUUUUCCCGCAACCGAAGCCGCCCCAUGUUUCAGUUCCAGCUUUCCGUUUAUUUUCAACUCCAGGACGGACAUACCAUGUCUGAUUCCAUGCGCGAUUGAUCAGGAUCCCUAUUUCCGCAUGGCGCGCGACGUGGCCGGAAAGUUGGGAUUCUGCAAACCUUCGUUAAUAUUUAGCACGUUCAUGCCAGCUCUACAGGGGGCUCAAACAAAGAUGUCUGCUAGUGAACCAAAUUCUUCCAUCUACUUGACGGACACCCCAAAACAAGUGAAAAAUAAGGUAAGUGGUAUUCGGUUUCGUUUAUCACAAAAAGAGUGAUU
Messenger RNA from Soboliphyme baturini, 980 nucleotides. Lineage: Eukaryota; Metazoa; Nematoda; Enoplea; Dioctophymatida; Soboliphymatidae. The record is from the annotation of a GenBank genome assembly.